AUGAAAAUUUAAUUAGAUAAAGACACAUACAUUCUCUAAAAAAAAAUAGGUGAAGGUAACUUUGCUACAGUUUAUGCUACUCAGCAUCAAAAUCUUGUAGCUAAAGUAUGUUACAAGUCAAAUCCUAAAGCAUUUAGAGCAUUCUAAAUAGAAAUGGACAUUUUGAAUAAAAUUUAAGGAGAAGGAAUUGUAAAACUAGAGAAGUCUGGCAUUACUCAAUUAUAAGGCUAAACAAGUGGAAUCUUGAUUUUAGAAAAUUGUUCUAAGGGAAGUCUAAUAGAUUUAAUGACAACUUAUGUAUUAUCAAAAAUAUCAUCAAGAUUAAUAGAAGACCUCCUGAACAAUUAGUAUUGAUGGUUGCAAGAGACAUUAUUAAAGGAUUAAUUUAAAUUCAUUAAGUACCAACUCUUAAAUAAAUAUUUAGCUUGGAUAUAUUCAUAGGGAUGUUAAAAUGGAGAAUGUACUUUUAAAUUCUUUAGGUUAUUUUAAACUCUGUGAUUUUGGUAGUGUUACUAAAACAAAAUAUUAUAAAAUAGAUAAUACUAAUAGAGAUACAAUUAAAGAUGAAAUCGAAGAAAAUACAACACCUUUUUAUCGUGCACCAGAAUAUAUUGAUUUCUAUGCUAAUUAUCCUAUUACUGAAAGUGCAGAUAUAUUUGCUUUGGGUGUUUUGUUAUUUAUGUUUUGCUUUUAAAAACCUCCUUUUGAAAGUGGUUUAGCAGCAGUCAAUAAUCAUUAUUUCAUACCAGAUUCUCAUGAAUAUUCACCUAAGUAAUCAAUUUUAACAUAAAAAUAGACUAAUCUAAUUGAUUUAAUCUCUUUUUGUUGUUAAUCCAAAAAAUAGACCAACUGCAUAAGAUUUAAUUUAAAAAAUAUAACAUAAUUGGUAGUUACCUUAGAGAUUCAUAGAAACAACUAAUUAACCAAUUCCUGUUCCUAAUCUUAAAUAAUAUUUUUCUUCUGUAGACAACGUUUAUAUUGAGAAAAAGGCUGCUCCACUUGGUUUUUUUGAUUAAGUUAAACGUUAUCUCUUCACAUUAAGUAGGAAAACAGAAGCAUGGGUAAUCUAAAGUACAAGCAAUGAUGAUGACCCUCCUAGAUUGGAGGAUAUAAGAUCUUUAGUUAUCAAAGCAUGGUUAAAGAGAGAAAAAAUACCAAAAUUUUAUCUAGCCAUCUAACAAAAAUUACUUUUGCCUCAACCUGAAAAUCAAAGAGUUAUGAUGAAGUUGGGCAUACUAUUACAUUAAUAUAUCAAAAAAGGUCCACCAGAUGUCUUAUAAGAAUAAAAAUAAAAGAAUUAACCUAAUAUUUGGAGUAUAAUAAAAAUUUUAACUGAUCUAUAUAAAUAGAGAAUUAAGAUUAAUCCUUAAAACGAAGUUAAAGUAAUUGCAAAUUAUUUUACAAUUAUAAAUAAGAAAUUAAUAAUUUGUAAUGCUAAUAAAAAAUUAUUUGAAGGUAGUUAUUCAUUAUCCCCUCUUUUCUUAUCUUUAGAAAAGGAGAAUUUUGGAAACCACUUGAAUCUAAAUUAAUAGAUGAUUUAUUAAUAUAUUGGUCAGAUUGUUUGCAAUAUUUAUCAGAAAUAUUUUAACCAACUUCUCUAUGGAGAAUUCAGACAUUAAUUAUAAUGUAAAUGGUUGAUGAAAUAUAUUCAUUAUUAUCCAUGUUACUUCAUUUAUGGAUUUCUGUAAAAGAAACUUUGAAUACAAGUGAUAAUUUAGAUACAUCAAAAUUAAUAGAAUGGAUCUUAAGUGUUGAUUAAAGAUAUCAAGAAAACUAUUUAAAAACGAAAAAGCUAUUUGAGAAAUGUUCAACUUUGUCUGAAUUUACAGAAAUUAAGAGAUUCAUGCCUAAUUUACAGUCUGAAGUUAUUAAUUAUAUUUAAUCAGUCGAGUAUUUUAAAGGAAAAACAAAAAUUGAACUUAGUCCCUAAAGAUCUAUACAUGGAAUUAAAAUGCCUGUAAGUUAUUAAGUAACUGUUCAAAAAUUAUAAUAAGUACUUUUAUCUAUGUCAGAUUUUGAUAAGCAAUAAAAUCAAAUUUAGUCAAAUCUGA
This is a messenger RNA of Paramecium primaurelia, 2051 nucleotides long. The record is from the annotation of a GenBank genome assembly. Lineage: Eukaryota; Ciliophora; Oligohymenophorea; Peniculida; Parameciidae.